CGCGUAAAUCAGUGCCGUAAAGCACCAGCCGCUGUCGUGAAUCAGCGCAAGUGUGGCUGGCUGUUGUCAUGCUGUGCGCUCAAAUCAUGACAUAUUUUGGGUUAUUAAUAGUGUACAUGUAUAAACCGCAGCUGCUGGAUACCAUCUGUCUGCACAGAAACACAGCUGCUGAAGCUGCCGGAGGACUGAGAGUAAAUAAGCUCAGUCUGAAAGAUCUCGGUAAGAUCUCUCUGUAAGAUCUCGUAGUCCGGUUUCCGCGGGUCUAGAGUUCGUGCUCGCUUCUGUUCUGGGUCUGGUUGAGGAUGUUUGUGCUGGUGGAGAUGGUGGACACGGUCCGGAUUCCGCCGUGGAGUUUCCACCGACAGCUGAACGACGCGAUCGCCGAGGAGCUCAACAAGAAACUCGCCAACAAGGUGGUGUAUAAUGUGGGUUUGUGUAUCUGUCUGUAUGACAUCACUAAACUGGAGGAUUCCUACAUCUUUCCUGGAGACGGAGCGUCUCACACUAAAGUGCAUUUUCGAUGUGUGGUUUUCCACCCAUUCCUGGACGAGAUUCUGGUGGGAAAGAUUAAAGGCUGCAGUGCUGAAGGUGUUCAUGUGAGCCUCGGAUUCUUCGAUGACAUCAUAAUCCCGCCAGAGUCGCUACAGCAACCGGCUAAAUUCGAUGAGGCGGAGCAGGUGUGGAUGUGGGAGUACGAGACGGACGAGGGCGCUCACGACCUCUACAUGGACCAGGGCGAGGAGAUCUGCUUCCGGGUGGUGGACGAGGUCUUCAUCGACACGUCGCCCUCGGGUCCCAGCGCAGAGAAGGAAGGGCCAAGCGCGGCUGCCACAGCGCCACCUGCAGGAGCGGAGGACAGCGCGCAGCAGAAAGAGGCUCCGUACACACUCAUAGGAUCUGUAAGUGAACCAGGUCUGGGUCUUCUGUCCUGGUGGAACAGUUAACAGUCUCAUCUGUUAUGAAGCAUGAAAAAUCAGCUGAAACCUCUCAUAAGACUAAUUUACACAAUGAACUGAAGCUCUGUGGACCAAUCAGUGAGCAGCUGGUGCCGGGCCAAUAGGAGACGCUUAAUAAAAGAGCCAUUUAUAAUGAUUUAAAUGGGAUUAUUGUGUUGUAUUGCUGUGUCCUAUGGAGUUUACUUUAUAGAUAAAUUCUAUAAAAAAUGUUUAGCAAACAAUCUUUUUCUGACACUGAAUGGAAUAUUUUCAUGUGAUCAUGUAUAUAUGGUUUUUGGAUUUUUUUUCUCCUGCUUUUUACAACAUUAA
Sinocyclocheilus rhinocerous is the source of this 1265-nucleotide messenger RNA. Its product is annotated as DNA-directed RNA polymerase III subunit RPC8-like. Gene Ontology annotation, molecular function: DNA binding; DNA-directed RNA polymerase activity. The coding region runs from base 303 to 944 and encodes 213 amino acids. The transcript has 7 exons. The record is from RefSeq and is a predicted model, not a curated record. NCBI's taxonomy places the organism in Eukaryota, Metazoa, Chordata, Actinopteri, Cypriniformes, Cyprinidae. Gene Ontology annotation, cellular component: RNA polymerase III complex. Gene Ontology annotation, biological process: DNA-templated transcription; transcription initiation at RNA polymerase III promoter.